Molecule: messenger RNA, 2854 nt
Organism: Triplophysa rosa
Lineage: Eukaryota; Metazoa; Chordata; Actinopteri; Cypriniformes; Nemacheilidae
Gene: prf1.9
Product: perforin 1.9
Exons: 4
Coding region: 935-2743 (602 amino acids)
Biological process (GO): immune response
Cellular component (GO): membrane attack complex
Source: RefSeq, a predicted model, not a curated record
UUUGGAGCAAGGUGAGUUAAUGAUGACAGAAUUUUCAUUUUUGGGUGAAGUAUCACUUUAACUCAGAUCCAUGUUCAUGUUGAGCUACAGGACAAUAAGCACCAUGGGUACAAGAGGGUGCAUGAGAUGCAUCUGGGCCUGUGUUCUAAAAAUCUGUUACAAUUACUGAACAGAAUCGGUAUGAUGAGAUAAGUUGUUUGGGAUAAUAGACAUUUUAGCUCAAUUAACCAUAUACAAGCAUAUAAAAAGAGAACUAUUUUAAUCUGUUAAGUGUUCGAUUUUAUUAAAACGGUCUUUUAAAGAGAUAUAUCAACAGAACGCAACGACAGUAUUUAUUUCAUACAAUGUUCAGUCUUUGCAGACCAUUAUACUGAUGCAAAAACAUUUAGCGCUUUUAAAACGUAUAAAUAGGCUAGUUUUAAAAAUGUAAUGUUUGAAUAUUAUUUUUCAACAACUUACUUCAUUAACAAAUUACAUUUAACAGAAAUAAAAAAAGACAUCUACACACACCACAUUCUACGUCAGGUAGCAGUUUUCACACGUUAAAACCUUUGACACAUUUUUCCCUCAUUGUUCACACAUGAUGAGUCAACAACCACCAGUGUUAAUAUUCGUUUACCUGUCCAUUGCAUUGGCUGGACAUGUACGGAUAUAUAAGGGGCAGAGAACACAAAAUCUCCCUGCAUUCUCUUCUGCUUUCACGAGGCUCUUAGUUUUAAAUAGACAUACUGAAAAGAUCUUUCAGGUAAGUGAUAAAUUAUCUACUUUGUGAAUCGGGUCACUGAUAAAAGCAUUAAAAAGCAAAAAGCAGUUUUUUGAUGGAACUGAAUGACUAACAGCACAGACGUAUUGUUAUUAAUUCUGUAACCGUAACUUUCUGAUUAUUUCUGUUCAACACAGCCAAAUAAUUUUACACAUCCCAUCCCAACUCACAAUGAUCCGCCCAGCUACCCUGGGGAUUUGGCUUCUACUGUUCUUUCCUAAUCUAACCAGCUCAGCAUGCUUCUUGGGGAAAGCAGCCGUCUGUCAAGAUGCUGAGUUUGCACCAGGGUCUGACCUGGCUGGUGAGGGCUUCGACAUCACUAAGAUGCAACGCCUAGGAGCUUUUGUUAUUGAUAUGAGCAAAUGGGAGCUCGAGAACAACACAUGUAACCUGUGCAAAAACCCGUUCAUGCAGGGCAAAAAGCAGAAGCUCCCAAAGUCGGUGAUAGACUGGCGCCCCAGCCAAAAAUGCAGAAUGUCAUUGUCCAGUUCUGUAUACGAGUCUAGUGAGUCGCUGGUCAGUUCCAGUGUCUCUUCUGUAGAGAACAACUGGAAGGCUGGCCUUGAAAUAGGUAACAUUUUGAGUAAAGCAUCGGUGACAUUCGCUGGAACUAACUCUAGACUCGCUGAUUAUUCCCUGGCAAAGACCAAGAAGGACAAGUUCAGCUUUAUUAAACAGUCGGUGUCAUGUGCAUACUACAGAUACAGGAUCUCCAGCAAGUCUUCCGUUCAUCCCGAACUGAGUUAUGAAUUUACAAACCUUCCAGCAAUCUACAACAACCAAACGAAAGAAAGCUACUGGUCAUUUGUUGAAAGGUUUGGCACUCAUUACAUUACAAAGGUGAAACUGGGUGGAGCUGCACAGUCUGUGACUAGUGUCAAAGAAUGCAUGGCUAGUCUACAGCACCUUAGUACCGAAGAGGUUAAAACAUGUCUGGAUGUUGAGGCAUCUGUAAGCGUAAGGGGGAGGGUCGGUGUAAAUACAGCAUACCAUCACUGUAAACAGGCCAGAGACAAAAAACUGAACAAGGACAGCUUUGCUCACACUUUUAGUGACAGGUUAUCGGAGAUCACUGGGGGUCAUACUGAAGACCCUGCCCUUCUCUUCUCAUCCAGUAAUGACCCUGGCGCUUACAAACAGUGGCUCUCCUCAGUACCAGGAAAACCUGAUGUGAUUUCCUUUUCAUUGAAGCCCCUUCAUGUUUUGCUGCCGGUCAAGAACCCUAUGCAAAGCCACUUACGUCGAGCCAUUCGUGACUACAUACUGCAGAGGGCCCUUUGGAGGAACUGCUCUACCCCGUGCAGGGUCGGAAUCGCAAGAAACCCCAAGGAACCUUGUGAGUGCAGCUGCCAUAACAACCCAGCAGUGAAAGCCAACUGCUGCCCGGUACAGCUUGGAUAUGCUCAGAUCACCGUGGUUGCGGUGAAAGCAACAGGUCUAUGGGGAGAUUACUCCUCAAGUACAGAUGGGUAUGUGAAGGUCCUGAGAAAUCACAAGAUUCUUUUAGGGACAACAGCAGUGAUUUGGCAUCAGAACUCACCUACUUGGAACUGGGCCUUUAAUCUUGGUAACAAUGUUCUGUCCAAGAUUGGUGUUUUGAGACUAGAGGUAUGGGAUAGGGACAGCGGGUGGGAUGAUGAUCUGCUGGGGGCAUGUAAUAUUCAGCUUAAAGCAGGUAAUACAUCUAACUUCUGUAGACUUAACCAUGGUGUGUUGUACUAUAAUACCCAAGUAACUUGUGCUCCUGGUUUAACUGGCUCCUCAUGUUCUGAGUACACUGGCUUUCCAAUGUCCACUGCUCUAGAGAACAUAUACGUGUCACGACACGCCCGGCCUCUUCCGAAAGAUGUGCUGCUGAAAAUGGGGGUGCUGUUAGAUGAACGCCGCGUUUUGUUUGGCCAAAGCGGUGAUCUUAAAAGUGAAGCAAUGAUUUUUAAAGGGAGAGAGGAAAAGCACAAAAUGAGUGAAAACUUUCUCUAAUAAUAAUCUAUGCAUUACAGAAUUUGCGAUUUCUAAAGAGCAAUAAUUGGCCCUUUUCACAUUGUUUAUUCUUUGUGUCUUAAUACCUUUAUAUGUGCUAUAUUCUGUCAA